Plasmodium cynomolgi strain B is the source of this 1062-nucleotide messenger RNA. RefSeq lists its product as hypothetical. Bases 1 to 1062 code for a protein of 353 amino acids. Lineage: Eukaryota; Apicomplexa; Aconoidasida; Haemosporida; Plasmodiidae. The record is from RefSeq and is a predicted model, not a curated record. The transcript is spliced from 2 exons.
AUGAACGACUGCGAAGAUAACGAAUCGAAGCCCUCCAGCGAGCUACAAAGAAACGUGCACAACGCCCUAGUUGUGUUCGGACUAGUCGCAGAAAUGAUCCUCGUGGACAAUCACCUCCUGGAGUCGGUCAGCAUAAAUGACAUCUACAAAAAGCGCAGCGAUUACGUCACCCCGGUGGAGAAUUCGCCCGAGGGGAAGGUCCGAAAGCCUUUGCUAAAGGAAGGAAAGCCCUUUUUAAAGGAAGCACAGCUGGAGAAGCAGGCACACAGGCCAAACCACACCAAAGGUGGGGAAACCAACGCAGCAGAUGAACCACACCAACUGGCCGAACAGAUCAAAUUAAAAUUUUCGCAAAUAUUUCUAAGUCCACUUAGGAAGAAGACAAAACAACCCUACAACGACAAACUGAGUAGCAUUAAAUAUGCCAUAGCAGGGUGCACAUACAUGCAUGGGAAGAUAUGGGGCAAAAAUGUGUCCCUAAGAAAUGUGUUGAACGCAAUUGAUUUUAACCUCUUUUUGUUAAACAACGGGUUCUACACAGUUAAAUGUGGCACAUCUAAAAAAGAUGCAGAACAGUUGUCUGAUAGUAUCAACCAAUUUGAACCCACUAGUAAGGAAAACAUCUAUUAUGAGAAAGAACAAAGUCUGAAGAUGGAAAAAGUGAGUCUACGCGCCUUAUCCUUUAACCUCACCAGCAGCAUGUCAAAAUAUGCCCUACUCUACGAAUUGAUGUUUAUUACUAGAUCACCCUACAUUGUGAAUAAAUUCCUUAUUUCCGUUUUUAAUGACGUUAUUUGCAUUCCAGACCUAGAGAGCAGAUUUGAUGACCCAGCCAUUAUCAUUUCGUGCAUGUUAUUUGUUAAUCAUUUUCUAUACCACAUCAAUCGGCACGAUCAGUUGAGCUCCCCUCAUUUGGGACUAAUAAAAGAAAAAUACCUUUCUCAAGUGGAAAAAAUUGUGAAUAUAUUUCUCCUCCUGAACAAAGCGAACCCAAAAUCGGACAUGAAGGAUGUUAUUUUUCUUACGAAGGAGAUUGUGCACAUGUAUUCUGUGACGUAUUGA